AGCACAUCAAAAUGUGAGGAAGGGAAUUCUGGAAGGACAGUCUGAGCACAUGACCAUUAAAAUUAAAUUUAAUGACCGUUAUAAUUCCCCUCCAGUAUCCAGUAUGAAAGUGUUGUAACGAAACCUAUUUUUAAAAAAGCAAUAAAAAAUUUAAAAACCAGAUUCCCUGCCUGGAUAAGCAAGGUGGGCUUGCUAGUAGAUCCUGGGAAGUACAUUAAGACUCCUGGAUUUCCUGACAUCCUAGGGGAGAGUAGGUUCAGGAUUUAUUUCUGACAUUCAGUGAGGAGCCAGGAAUCACAGUUGAGGAAAAUGCUUGCCUAUCCCAGGUCCUAGGGCAGAGACUUGGAAGUAUAUAACCCCAUGAGGCCAACCACCACCAAGAGCCUGUGGAUCCCCUUGGAAAGGGCUGGCACUGCCCACUUGCUGCAUGUGAGCCCAGAAGAGACUGCACUGCUAAGCUGGACAACUUCAUUUCCUAUAUCCUGGAGAAGUCGCCACCAGCUAAAUAUCUCCUUCCAGAGGUGACGGUGCUUGACUAUGGAAAGAAAUGUGUGGUCAUAGAUUUAGAUGAAACAUUGGUGCACAGCUCAUUUAAGCCCAUUAGUAAUGCUGAUUUUAUUGUUCCGGUUGAAAUUGAUGGAACUAUACAUCAGGUGUACGUGCUGAAGCGGCCGCAUGUGGAUGAGUUCCUUCAGAGGAUGGGGCAGCUCUUCGAGUGUGUGCUCUUUACUGCCAGCUUGGCUAAGUAUGCAGACCCUGUGGCUGACCUCCUAGACCGCUGGGGUGUGUUCCGAGCCCGGCUCUUCAGAGAAUCGUGCGUUUUCCAUCGUGGAAACUACGUGAAGGACCUGAGUCGCCUGGGACGAGAGCUGAGCAAAGUGAUCAUCGUCGACAAUUCUCCUGCCUCGUACAUAUUCCAUCCUGAGAAUGCAGUACCUGUGCAGUCCUGGUUCGAUGACAUGACGGACACAGAGCUGCUGGACCUCAUCCCCUUCUUUGAGGGCCUAAGCCGUGAGGAUGACGUGUACAGCAUGCUGCACAGACUCUGCAAUAGGUAGCCCCAGCCUCGGCCUGCUCCUGCCUGUGCACUCUGGAACCUCCGGCUCAGGGGAUCUGCCUGGCCUCAGCUCACCACGCUGAAAGUGAGGAGACUCUGUGCUUCGAGCCACAGUGUGAAUGUGGCCAUUCCUACCUGUUUUGUUUUCUAAGGACAGAAACAACUAUUUUAAAAAGAACUCUUUUAACAGAUUUCAUAAAGGAACAUUCAUUUUACUGGAUUUGCUUUUCUUAAAACAUACCAAAAAGAAAAAAAAUGAAAAAAAAAAAAAAAAGCUUGUUAUCUAUUAGACUUCCUUUCACCUGUCCUGCCCUCCAAGCAGACAACCUUUUCUCUUCUGUCCCCAGCUCGGAGCAGCUGACCCAACUCAGAAUCUCUUUCCUACAGGAUGAAGUGCCUUUUUGAAUGUUAUUUUAAGCUGAGAGUUAAUUUUUCUAUAUAACCUGUUUCCAGACAUCUUUUUAGUCUUUUAUUGUCUUAGAUACUCUAGGAAGAUGAACAUGACAAUUUUCCAGAACCUGGUGGGGUGGCAUGGUGGAGAGUGCUCGGGAGGAGAGUGAGUUACAGGAGCCUAUCUCCCAAAGGUGUGGCUGUUCUCACAGCCUAUAGCAUGCUGCAGGGUCAGGCUCCCUUUUGCAGGAGUUUGUUAUGAUAAUGUCGCUGUUUCUACUCAAUUCUGACUGUUGGAAUAUAUCUGAAACUGUUGUUUAACAUUUUAUGAAACAAUAGAUUUCUUUUAUGAUUUUUGAUGAUGUAAAAAUUGUCUUGAGGUUCCAUUUCCCCUUGAAAAGGGAUAUCAUGUCACUUCAGCUUUCACACUACUGUCAUAUUUCUGUAUUUUUUGUUAUUCUCUUGUUACUGGUUUUGGUAGAACAGCUACAAGAAAACUUAAAACCCUUAGAUACUUAAAAAAAAAAAAAAACCUAUUUAUUGAUUUUUAAAUCUUUCCUUUCCAAAAGCUGGAAACACAUGGAGCUGUUUUGGGGAUUUUCUUUGCUGCUACCGUGCUGCCACCAAAUGGAAUUGACCAGCGGCUGUUACACUGUUCUUUGCCACUGUGCCUAUGCUCAGAAUAUGCUCACUGCUAAGCUGCAAACUCGGACAGGGUCAGAAACAGGUGUCCCACCCCAUGCAGACUGCACCAGCUGUCUCCCUUUCCUGGCCCUGGCCACAAGGAAUGCCAAUGGGCACAAAGGCAAAAGGGCCAGACCACCACACAGGUGUGGCAUUAAUUUUAAACUGCAGUCAACAUCAGAUCUUGUGAUAAGCUGACUGUUCUCUCUUGAGAACCUGUGGCCUCACCAGCCUCCAAGCUGAUGUAGCCCAAGUCCGUCUCUUGGUCUUCUCAGUGGAAGCACAGCCUGUUUGAGCCAAGGGUUGGAGAAGCCUGUCUAGAUGUGAAACUUAUCGCUCCAGACCAGGGCUCAUCUCCUGAGCCCCAGGUUUCCUUGCAGCCUCUCCCAGUUUGGUGUUUAAGCAGUGCCAUGUUCCUUGUUUGACAACAAGACAGUCUGUAAAGUAUUGCUCUAACAAGAACCCUUUUGUGUUGGAACUGUUGCCUUAGUCCUUUGUGGGUUGGGCCUCAGCCAGAGUUCUGGUGGGAGCGACUGACACUAAUAAGACUCAAAAUUGGAGGUCAAAGUAAAAUUUGUUUUUUUCCUUUCAUUCACAGAAUAAUGAAGCCAGCUGCCAAUCGUGUCCUCCCAAUAGCACUCUGGUCUGUGAACUUCUAUGCGUUCAGAAGAGAAAUAUUCAGGGGGUAGUAAGGUCUCCCAACAUUCUGGGUGUUCUGAUCCCAGUAAUCUACAUGCCAAUUAAAAUAGAAAUAGCCCUUUGCUAGGCAUUACUAUGAAUAAUAACAGUUACUUAGCAGAUCUGCCCAUGCCAUAAACCUUUAUUUGGAAAACCAGUCAUUAAAUGACCCUGCUGCCUUAAAUGUCUUUGAAUGUUGCAGUCAAGUGUCUAUCAUGUGUUAUAUGCACACAGAAUGAGGCCCUGAUGAGCGCCUCAGACCUUCACCCAUGCCUCCUUCUGUGUUGGCAUCACAGGUCCUUAUUUGAAAGAGGGAACAGAAAGGAUUGAAAUUCCACAAUAUUCCAGGGGAAGUGAGCCUAGGAACAGUGCUCCACUUCAGAGAUACCUAAGCCAGACCCUUCAUUUCGUAGCUUUGCAACUUUGAGCUUGCUACACCCACUCAGUGAGGUGCUGCUGGGGGCCUGGUUCCUGCUUCCACAGACCCAAUGUCUUGGGAGGGCAGCAGAGCCUCUGAAGGUUCUGGGAUCUGUGCACCUUAUUUGACCACACUCCAAAAUGCCAUUUUAUUUUAGCCCUUGAUUCUGCUUUAUGUACAUAAUCAAAAUAUGUAUAUCUCUAUAUAUUUUUAAUCAUCUACAUAUAAAUGAAGCAAUAGAAUUCUAUCAUAAGGCCAAGAAAUGAGAUGAAUGUUUGGGGUUUAUUUUUUUAAGGUAAAUACGGGUAUUGUUUUUUAAUUAUUACCUUUUAUUAAAUUGUGGGCUUUAAAACCUAAUGAAACCUGUUAACUAACUUCUCUGUGCCAUAUAUUUCCCACAUUACCAAAAUACUCUAACUCUUUAGCCAGAAGGGAAGUCUGACCUCUUGAGUUUCCAUGGUCCUUUCAGUACCAGGUUAAAACAUAGUCUCCUGGACAAGUGCUUUUAACAUUAAGAUCUAGGGCAAGAUUGCUUGGGUUUGUGGACUCCAGCCCACUGUGAUGAUAUGACAUCUCUUGCCAAGCCCAGAGGGGUACCAGGCACUCCUUACGAUGUUAGUGCUCUGUCUUCCAUUUACUCUGGAGUGCUACUUGUUGCUCUGUGGUUUCAUGCACUAGCUGUUUGUAAACAAUGCAUUUGUGUCCUAAUAAGAAACACCACCUGUCACAGAUGGUGAGGAACCUUCUUUGACGAUGGUGCAAUUCUGAUGAGAUGAUCUGGGGGACAUGAGGAUGCCCUAAUGACUAACUUGUCAUUGUUGCAGCAUUUGAACUUUGGGUGUUAAAAAAAAAAAUCUGUAAAUCUAUAUAACCUGGCAACAUUUUAUAAUCCUGUAUUUUAAAGAUGGCUUUCUAAUAAAAUCCAGAAACACACAGCCCUAGGUCAAACACUCGUGACGUUUGUGCCUCUGCUUUUAAAGGUGCUGUGUGAACACUUGGCAGGCCAGGGCUCAAGAAGAGUGGAUGGCUUGACGUACUUGCAGUCACCUGUGUAAAAAUCACUGGCUGCCUCCAUUCCUCUGUUGCUGUAAAUCAGAUUGUGUCUGUUCCUGCUUUCCUCCCAGGAGCUUCUAUGCAGACUGAUACCCCCAGCAGUGGAGAUGUUGGUGUCUGGAUAGUCAUGGGUUUCUGCUAGACAUUUGAAUGUGAUGUUAAAAAAAAAAUUCUAGCACUACUUGGGAAAUACUACAUGUGGAACGUGCACGUUUCCAGGGGCGAGUAUUGUCAAUUGAGAGAUUUGCAAUGAUUUACUUCUGCCAAAAAUAAACACAAAACUGCGCCCUCUUGUGGAUGGAAUGCUUCCCCAGUGGCAGCGCCUCCGUCCAUUCUCUGCCACCUACACAACCUCCUGCCAGCACCUUGGGUUCCUGGUGUCCCCACUUCUGGAGAGCAGGGUAAAUGGAGCAAGGCUUCAGGACCCUGAAGGAGCUCAGUAACUGUCUUGCCCAAAUUGCCUGUCACCUGAAAGGCACCAGCAUUUUGACCCUCUGGCUCCCUCCCCCAGACAGAAGUUGUCUGGUUCACCAUCCUCCCUCAAGGAGUCCAGCCCUACAGCAGGCUUCCCAAUGCAGCAGGAGAAAACUGUAGCCUCCACCUGUAAGAGCCACAGGCAUUGUGCAUGAUGCUUAACCCUGUGGCUAUGAGUGCACAGCUGAGAUGUUGUGAUAGCCAGAAACCUGGCAAGGAGUCAGAAACACAGUAGGGAUGUGGCAGAUGGGUUUUCUGACAGCGGGACACCCUGUAGACUGCCCUCCACCAGCCCCUCUGUUAAUGAAAUAAAAGGAACGGCAGUGCUCAGGCUCCUGGCAGGAGCUCACCACUGUCAGGAAUCUGUUUCUUCAUAGCAGUGCCUAAUUCAGAUAGUAAAACACCAGAGUCAACGGUAUCAUCAGAUAGGUCUUAUCACCAUUUCAUGGAUGAACAAAGCAAUGUCACUAAGAAAACUCUACAGUUUCUGUUUUAUUAUGGGAUACUGAGC
Messenger RNA from Castor canadensis (American beaver), 5265 nucleotides. The record is from RefSeq and is a predicted model, not a curated record. NCBI's taxonomy places the organism in Eukaryota, Metazoa, Chordata, Mammalia, Rodentia, Castoridae.